Clonostachys solani is the source of this 1131-nucleotide messenger RNA. The record is from the annotation of a GenBank genome assembly. NCBI's taxonomy places the organism in Eukaryota, Fungi, Ascomycota, Sordariomycetes, Hypocreales, Bionectriaceae.
AUGCCUACACCAAAACUAGCGGAGACCGCCUGGGGCUGCUUGGGACAGUCUCUUAACGAUCAUAAGCCACUGGAGGGGCUGGACCUUGGCGCACUCCUGGUGGGCAAUUGCUCAGCAACAGCCCAGUGGUGCAGCACGUCCAAGCUGGAGCUCGUGCAGUUCGAUACCAACUGGACCGAGUUAGGGAGGCUCUGUGAGCGCCAUUCAAACUAUGAGACCGCAGCGGAACUAUAUGAGGCUGGUCGCAAGAGACAAUGCGAAAUUUACCCGGGGCCUAACAUGUAUCAGGAUUAUUUUAAGGACAGCAUUCGGGUUUGCCAUACCUACAUGCUGGCAGGUUCUCAGAGGGCCGAGGAGGAGAUUCAAAAGCUUUGGGAUAAGGUUGAGAAAACCAACUCGGUCUCUCAAUCUUUAAAUUAUCUUAAAAUAUGUCGACACGACGAUAGCGCCAGCUUCCUUCUUGAGCGGUGUCUACUCUCCUGCGAGAACCAGCGUUCCAUCAACAGGCCGACCACGCUGUCCUUGCUAAAGUCUCUCGCGGAUAUGUCCUUCGAGCAAGGCGAGUUGAGACGAGCAGAGGACUACUAUACCCAGGCUCAAAAUCUGGCGGAGCAAUGGCUGGGUCGUCAGCACCCCGAAGUUGCAAUCCGCCAAGCUAUGUGUGGCGUCACCGCAGGCCUGCGUGGGCACCAUGGGGAAGCAAUGGAGAUCUUUCGCGAGGCAGUGCAGCUUGCCAGGGAGACUUUCCCAGAGAACCAUCGCUUUGUUGUCCGGCUUCACCUACGGUGGGCGCUCUCCAUGGCCGUCGAGGGCCGGUAUGCCGAAGCGAAAACAAACUUGAACAACAUCCUGGAGGCUCUAGAUCAGACAAUCAAUGUCGUUGACCCGCAAUUAUUACAUCAGACUCUAACAAUUUUGAAUAAGUAUUUCUGGACGAAGAAGGAUAGGAUAGAGCUGGAAGCAAUAUGGAAUCAUGUUCUUGAGUCGGAUGCUUUUAGUUCUAGUAGUUGGGCAAAACUGUCAUUAGAAUCAGCCGAUGGAUGCUUCUUGGUUUACCCGAGCUCUACGGAUAACUCUUGUAGCGACACUACGGCGUAUUCGCGUGCUUUGGAUAGUGGUGAGCAGACCUAG